Molecule: messenger RNA, 405 nt
Organism: Cladophialophora immunda
Lineage: Eukaryota; Fungi; Ascomycota; Eurotiomycetes; Chaetothyriales; Herpotrichiellaceae
Exons: 1
Coding region: 1-405 (134 amino acids)
Source: RefSeq, a predicted model, not a curated record
AUGCCCACGGCAAGUGGGUCUCGAGACGCCAUUGCGGUUCCUGCGGACGUGGCUGAUCAGCUCAAUUCCGCGUAUACCUUCAUGGUCCAGAUGAUCAUUAUCAGCUUCUGGAUCAUCCUGAUUCUCGCCGGCGUGGUCCUAUUCCUCGGCAAAGACAAGCAUAGCCAUAACAGCGGGGUGAUUUGCACGGGCAUCUGGAACGCGAAAGGGUCCCCAGGCGCAGUCUUUAGCCUUACUACUGCCUAUAUCGCGAAGAUCAAGGACCGACGAUGGUGGCAGCUACUUCUCUGGACCGUCCUCGCCCUGGGUUUCGUGGUCGCCACCUACGAGGCGCACGGGAAGAAAUUGGAAGGAUCUGGUGCUGGAAGAGACAUGGGAACAUCCAACGUAGCAUUGUGUACUUAG